Actinia tenebrosa (Australian red waratah sea anemone) is the source of this 3998-nucleotide messenger RNA. RefSeq lists its product as uncharacterized. The record is from RefSeq and is a predicted model, not a curated record. NCBI's taxonomy places the organism in Eukaryota, Metazoa, Cnidaria, Anthozoa, Actiniaria, Actiniidae.
AUCCAAUUAAAAUAUGCCCUUAUUUUGCCCUACUUUCAUUUCCGGUGAAGUUUCAAGGUCACGAUGCAUAACAUGAUUAGGGGAAGGGUAGACCGAGCCAAAACACCGGUCAGUUGACAAGAAAAAGGUACAGCAUUCAUUUACGCAUCAAAAACUGACCGCCAUUUUCAGUUGCUUGCCUGAGAAAUUCAGUCGAACGAUGAAGAAGUCUAUUUUAUCCUGAAACAUGCAACGACCAAGUCUUAUCCCAUGGCGUCCACCUGAGAAUGAUGACACGAACGCAGAAUUCUAUGACUGCGAGAUUGGAGGAAAAGGAGACACUCUCGAAUUCGAAGAACCGAAGGACGACGGAUACGCUACAAUUUUGGGACUGUUACGCCAAAGAAAUGCGUUGCUUUUGAAGCUUCAUGAGCUAGAUCCUUAUCAGUGUGUUCCCUCUCCACAAAAAGCAAAUGAUUCAGAAUUUUCUAGGGAUGGAGAAGUAAAGAGCAGCGAAUGCUCAACGGCAAUGCCUAAAAGGGAUGCCGAAUAUAGCGACACGAGUGGAAGAGCAACAGAAACUACGAAAAAUGUCUAUUUGGAGCAGCAGGGUUACUACUGGAUGACCAGAAAUUCGCCUUCUUACGAGAACGAAGAUUGCUUCGUUCGAGGCGAGGACACGUUGGGACAAGAGUAUUUUGGUAACAUUGAAGAUCUGAUAGCAACACUUAGUCAGUCCAAUCAAGAGCUUCUGAAUGAAGUAAGCUAUCUUCAGGAAGAAGAACAGAACUCAGGUGUUCACAAUAAUUUUCUUGAAGGAGAUGAAGGCUUGAGUACUAAGAUUGGAGAACUAAUAGUGAAAAACAAGACACUUGAGAAACAAUUGAGGACAAGAGAUCCCCUUCAAGAGUCACUUCAAAGACAACUGCAAACGUUUAUGGAAAGGAACUUAUCAGCAACAGAAAUAUCAGAAAUUGAGAAUAUUGCAAGCAUGGAAAAUAUAUCAACUGGCCAUCGUGAUAAAAAAGAAAUUAAAAAAGACUCGGAGACUCAGACAGAGCUGAAUUUACUAGGAAAUGAUAUUAAAAUAUCUGAAAGGUUCAAAGAUGGCGAAGUGGGGCAGCUUCAAGAAAGAAAGACAGAGCAUGACUUGGUGAAUGGACAACAAGGAGAUGAAAUGGUGCCAAAGCGUGAUUAUGAUGCGUUAGAGAAGGAGCUGGAGGACAUUAAACUACAGCUUAGUAAGGCCAACGAAGAGAAGGCAAAGAUGCGGGAAAACCUUGAUUAUCUUACUGAUCACUACAGCAAACAAGAUAAUAUGCAGAGAAUGCACAUUGAAAAAAUCGAGCAAGAAAACAAACAGUACUACAAUAUGCUCAUUGAAUUCCAGUCAGGUGAACAAGGGAGAAAUAGAGAUAUUGACAGUGUUCUUAUGCAAGCAGAAAGGGAAAGGACCGAGAAGAUCGCCUCGAUUGCUGAGCAAAAAGUGCUCAGACAACAGAUCGAAAACCUAUCAAAAACAAUGAAGUCGAUGCAGCUCAAAAAUGAAGAAUUGGUAAGAAUGCAGUGCAGUCAAGAAGACCGUGCAGAUGACUUGAAACGAGUGAAACAACUUUUCCAGGAGAGUGGUCUGCCAACGAUCGAACAAAUCAUUGCUUUGCAAAGACAGAAUGAAGCAUUCCGUGAAGAUAUUCUUAAUGAAAGAAAGGAAAAAGAGAGAUUGCUGUCCAUUAAAGACAAACUGAGGCGGGACCUUGAUUCUAUGCAGUCCAGAAUCUCUUCCCUACAAGAGCAGGUUUACAAAUACCGAGAGCACAUUUUCUUCCUGCAGCAGCGAACAGGUAAAGAUGGUCCUACUUCACCCGCUCCUCCUUCGCCUUUACUAGAAACAGCACCUCCUCCCUUAAAUUCAUCCCCUUCUUCCACCUUUCAUAACCCCUCGCGCUUGUAUGGAUCAAACGCGCCUCAAUACAUCAAUGAAGGUCUUUUGCAAGGCAACGUUCCUCCUCGGUUCCCUCUUUAUGCGGUCUCUGAGGCAGCGAAAAAGGGGCCACCUGGAAAACAUGGUGGCAUUGAUGGACAGCCACAAGGACAGGGAGGAGGAAAACAAUGGCAGUACCAACAGCAAAAUAAUUUUCCAGGCAAGUUGGGCCGCCAUUUGUCUCUGGAUGGAGACUGGAAACGCUCUCCACAGAGUUGGGCAUCGCCAACUGACAACAUCUUUAACUCUUCCCCGGCCCAGAGGCACAAUUCAAGUAGCAGUUAUAGCUCUGUAAGGUCUGGAUCUUCUGACGAAGAUAUUGAUGGCUUAGAGAAGUCGAAUCAAUUUGGACGAAGGCACGGUGCAAGAAAUGGGGACGACUUUAAGCAUUUGCAAAACUUUGGUCCGACUCCAUCACAGUUCGAAGCGGGCUGGCCACGUCAGAACUCAGCUGGAAGGGGAAUACGAAUGAGCCAAAACCCUCAGCGAAACCCAAGGCGUUACUCCUCUCCUGUUGGUAACGGGGUGCGCGCUCCAUCUGAUUAUUGGCCUCAGCCAAUGUCUGCCUCUAAGCAAUGGCAAACGUCACUGGAACCAAGUCAGUUCACAGAUUCCGCUCCUCCUGGCUUCAGACAAUGCUCAGAUCCAUGGCAACAAUCAUUAAGCACUACACUUCCAAAUAGCUCACAGGCACCUAGUGUGGCAGUGACCUCAAGCCAUGGAGACUCGGGUACGUACAGUGGAUUUGGUAACCGUUGAAAACAAAGACUAUAUAUUGCAUGUCUAAUUAAAUGCAAAGAAGAAGCAUCAAAAUGUAUCUAAAGAAACCGACAUCACUCAGAAUCCACGUAGUCGAGGCGCUGAUCAAAGGAAAGCCAGUUUCAUUUAGCAGCAAACUCUUUCAUUUUUAAGGAUUGGUCAUAUAAUAUAACGCAGCCAAUAGGAUAUUAACGUCAAACAGUUAUGGUGGUGGAUUCCGCCAUCUGAGUCAAUUCAUUGUAUGCCUGAAAGUUCAUUUGAAUAUUCAACUUAAUCCCAUGGAUCCUGAAUUCAUUUAAUGGCGUUGAUACAGGUUCAAUAAUUUUAGGUACAGUCAUGGUAGUGAAUGGGCAUGACACAGUGAUGUCCAUUAUGAAGUAAAUACAUUUAUGUUACUGUUUUAUAGUAACUUUACCAUUUAUCAAAUAUUUAGCAGCAAAUACUUACAGUUCAUUGAUAUUAUUUGGAAUUAGCUAGAAAUCUAGAUCUAGACUUAUCUAGACUUUGAAAGUACGCAUUAUACUUCUUAAAAUAUAUCCGCCAUGAAAGUCUUUGCGUUGAAUGAUUUACUAGCAAUAGAGAUAGUAGAUAUAACUCAACAUUUUAGGAGUGAAUACCAAUCACGAUGAUUUGGUAUCAAGUGAAAUUUAGUAUUUGAAAAAAAAAAGAUUUUUUGCGAUGUUUUGUACUUUACUUAUCUUCAAGCUUUUCAAAUUGGCGAAAAAUUCCCUAUUCUUUUGCCAAAAUAAUAGUUUCUAUUUUUGUACUUUGAAUAAAAAUUUCUAUAGUUGCAUUUACUAUUUAUGCAUAUAAUGCUUUGCAGAUAUUUGUGAUAUCUUAAAAAAAUGACAAUAUACAAAAUAGAGUAAUAACUAUUUAACAAGUUCAAUUUAAUAUUGUUACUUUGGAUAAUAUGUAAUUAGGAAUAACAAUUGAAACUUUGUAAAAAAUGAAAGAAAAAAAACCAUUACUCAUAUAAAUAAGCAAGGUGAAUGCUAACGAAUGUUGCCAUAGAGACUUCGAAGGAUAAAGUAAUGGAAGCCAUGUUGGAUGGCGUAGAGGGGAAAAAAAUUUUCUUCGAGGAAUGAGACAUUUUUUUGUGAAAGAAAUUAGUUGUCCCUGCCAAACAGCACGGAUGCUGUCACGUGAUUGUUCAAAACCUUUAUUAUACCUCGCAUUCCUUUGAUGGCACAUGGAGGGCUAAAUUGUUGAAGGAAAUCUGGUUCUGAGACUGUCAUCUCGUAUACCCGAGGAAGAAAGAAAAUUAGACAAUUAGAUA